Molecule: messenger RNA, 1428 nt
Organism: Etheostoma cragini (Arkansas darter)
Lineage: Eukaryota; Metazoa; Chordata; Actinopteri; Perciformes; Percidae
Product: uromodulin-like
Exons: 8
Coding region: 431-1033 (200 amino acids)
Biological process (GO): neutrophil migration
Cellular component (GO): apical plasma membrane; cell surface
Source: RefSeq, a predicted model, not a curated record
GGGCUGUGGAACUGCUCGUUCAGCACUGACCAAUGCAGCCUUUGGACAGGGCAGUGGACCCAUCUGGUUGGACGAUGUCAGUUGCUUUGGACAUGAAUCAUCAAUAACAGAUUGCAGACAUCAGGGGUUUGGGGUCCACAACUGUGGUCACUUUGAAGAUGCCAGUGUUGUUUGUGAACUUCACCCACUACAGCCUUUUCAACUUAUUUGUGACCGAGAUAAACUCCAAGUGGGGCUGGAUUUGGCUCGCCUUACAUCCUCUGGUUUGAACCCGUUCUCUGGCAAUCUGGCAUCCUACAACUGCUCCUGGGUCAGAGUGCAUGAUGGUUUAGUGUGGUAUGAAGUGGACGCAACAGCAGGUGCCUGUGGAAACACAUUGAGGACCAACAGCACACAUGCCGUCUACUCCAAUAUUUUAUUCAUCUACCCAAUGAACAACACGUCCUUCAUCAUUCCUUUGAGUCUUCCCUUCUCCUGCGUGUACCCCCUGGACACAGACACCAGCCUCAAUGUGGCUAUCAGACCAUUUCUGCCGCUGGCAGCUGGCAUUUCAGGCUUAGGUACCAAAGCCAGAGCCUCCAUGUCUCUGUUUCGCUACUCCAACUACACUGAGACUUAUCCAGCAGGCCAUGUCACCCUUCCUGUGGGCUCGCCAUUGUAUGUGGGCGUCUCUGUGGAGGAGAGAGAUUUAAGCUUUGCAGUUGUUCUGGAGGACUGCUACGCCACACACUCAUCAAACCCUGACGAUUCCAUGAGACACCCUCUCAUCCAGAACAAAUGUCCCACUGACCGCAAACGGGUGUCAGUGAUUGAGAGCGGCUCAUCCCUCCAGGCUCGUUUCUCUGCCCUGUUCUUCCUGCUCCACAAUGAUUACAGGGACGUUUACCUUCAUUGCAGCCUCAGCCUGUGCGAACGGAGGAGCUUCUCUUGUGUUCCUCCUUGCACAAGAAGGAUCUAUCGCUCUGUUUCCAACUCUGAUCGUCUGAGUACCCUCAGCAUUGGACCAAUCAUGUGGGACAUGUCACCUGAGUGAGCUGGCAACAGUAAUAAUACAAACAUAUUUCAUAUUGUGAUAUUAUUUAGUUUUUAAGAUAUGUUUUGUUCAUAAGACAUAAGAUAUUCAAAACUGGUGUUUUCAAUUCUAAUGACUUGGUUAUGGUUGGGUUAUUGAAAAAGGUUAUAAUGAAAGUGAAGGUACCAAUACUUUUCUUCCUGUCUGUGUGAAUUACCACUACAGCCCUGAUGUAACUGUAUUUUUUUGGAAAUUACAAAUUCUAUUUUUAAAUGCAUUGAUUAUUGUUUAGAUCCAAUGACAGAUUGUUUAUAUUGUGGUGUAAACCGUGCAACUGAUGUGUGAAUGUGGCAUAAAAUAACUCUGUACCUUGAUGAUGGAAUAUGCAGUAGUUCACAAAUAAAAUGUUAAAAUGG